AUGUCCAACCCAUCCGCUCCUCCCCCUUCUUCUUCUUCUUCUUCCUCUCGAACCCAAAACGACUUCGGAGCUGAUCUCUGGGUUCGCUCCGGCACGAAACCGCACCGACAUCCAACCGCCGGAAGAGGCCUGUUUGCCGGUCUCCAAGACGUCAAGCAUUACAAUGUCGAGUCUGGAUGGGCGAAACGGAACCCCAACGAGGCUCCAGGCGUUCUUGGGUCUUUGUUUAGUCGGAUCUUUGGAGGUAGCUAUCGACCUCCCGAGUAA
This is a messenger RNA of Aspergillus ochraceoroseus IBT 24754, 267 nucleotides long. RefSeq lists its product as uncharacterized. The transcript is spliced from 3 exons. NCBI's taxonomy places the organism in Eukaryota, Fungi, Ascomycota, Eurotiomycetes, Eurotiales, Aspergillaceae. The coding region runs from base 1 to 267 and encodes 88 amino acids. The record is from RefSeq and is a predicted model, not a curated record.